AUUUUGAUAUUUAUUAAUAGAAAUUUUAAACUUUCUGUAUAUAUAUUUAUUAACAAAUUUAACAAUAAUAAGUUCGCGCAUCAAUACCCGCGCAUUGGCUUUUAUUUGCCAGUUUUCUCACUUAAUUGUUAGUACCCUGAGUCUAUUGCUGUUAUUAUAAUAUAUAUUUUGAAUAUAUUUUGAAGGGCAAGCCCUCGUCUAUAAUGAUUUAAAUGUAAGAAAGUGUGUGUGCUUCUUCAACGACAAGUCUUUUAAUAUUGUAUAUAUUUUUAAAAUAAAUACUUAACAAAAAAAAUUCAAUAUACAUAAAAAUAAAAGAAGUUUCUAGAAUCUUAAGGGAGGUUUCAAGAUCUUAAGUAUAUGUAUUUCAAGCAGCUGUUCUUACUAGAAAAUGUAAAUUAAAACACAUACAUAGUAUUAAAGAUAGCAGUGGCAAAUUAGUAUACAACAUAUAUUAGUGACAACGUACAAAGUAAAAUUUAUAAAACUUUGGGUUAAUAUAUUGACUCUGCAUUAUUGCACCAAAAGUUUAUAACUGUAUAACGAACUUUAUUGCUCAAUAAAUUAAUAAUAUAAUUAAAAAUGAGAGAAUCUGACGUGAUCAAUAUGUGGAACCACAUGCAAGAAGAGAUGUCUAUGUCAAUUACGGCUUCAUGCUGGCGUUGCAACGAGGGUGCGAAUAAAGGAAAAGUCAUAAUAUCCCCGUGUAAAUGUACGAAUCAAUUCAUACACAUUCAUUGUCUAAAGAUAUCGGCAAAUCUUCAGAACGUACUUCACUGCCAAUUUUGUCGUACUCGAUAUCCAUUAAAAAUAAAGCAUAAAUCAUUAUUAGAGUGUUGCAGAGACAGUAGUACAUUGCUUCAGAUGCUUCGAGAAGUUCGUGUUCCUCUUUUCAAAAUAUUAAUUUUGAUAUUCUGCUACAUGUUUUUCGUUAGCAUAAUCGUUUAUGUGAUCAUAUCAUAUGAUUAUAUUAUGAAGGAUUACAACAUCUUUAUCGUUAUCUUUAUAAUCAUAAUGUAUUUAUGCAGUUUACUUUUCUUCAUUUAUGCGACAGUGCCCAUUAUAAUUAACUGGAGUAACAGAAUGCGUGAAAUUUAUCGUAAAAGCACUCAAGAAGUUAAACUGACGAAACAAUAUCCAAAUGUUCGAGUAAUUUAAGUGUAAAUAACAUUUUAUUAUUCUGUCAUAUUUGUAGGCUAUGAUGUAAUUAUUAUAAAGAAGAUAUAGAAAAAUAUUUUAUAUGGUAUUUUAUAUUUUUGGCGAUACUUUAAGAUUUCCAGUGAGAAAUAUCGAUAAAAAAAAUGUAUUUCUGUAUUUCUCAUUGAGUUAGUUUUAUAUUU
Molecule: messenger RNA, 1340 nt
Organism: Formica exsecta
Lineage: Eukaryota; Metazoa; Arthropoda; Insecta; Hymenoptera; Formicidae
Exons: 4
Coding region: 583-1158 (191 amino acids)
Molecular function (GO): zinc ion binding
Source: RefSeq, a predicted model, not a curated record